Daucus carota subsp. sativus is the source of this 1131-nucleotide messenger RNA. RefSeq names its product TATA-box-binding protein. The transcript has 9 exons. Gene Ontology annotation, biological process: DNA-templated transcription initiation. Gene Ontology annotation, molecular function: RNA polymerase II general transcription initiation factor activity; DNA binding. The record is from RefSeq and is a predicted model, not a curated record. NCBI's taxonomy places the organism in Eukaryota, Viridiplantae, Streptophyta, Magnoliopsida, Apiales, Apiaceae. Bases 288 to 890 code for a protein of 200 amino acids.
ACCCUCGUAUACCCCCUCUCUCUUCUCCCCUCUUUCAUUCACACAUAUAAAUCUCUCCCUGUGCAAACACCUAUAUAUACGUCUCGAUUUCUCAAAUCCACCACCUCUCCCCCUAUAUAAUCACUCUCUUUCAAAUUUCUCACUGCAAUUCCAACGUUUACAUACUUAAAUAACGCGCCCCUUUACAUCUCAAUCACAAAUUAGGGUUUCUAUAAUCAAUUUAAUCGAUUCAAUUAGGGUUUCCAUCUUUUUUUGGGGGGAAAUUUAAUCUUUAUUUGCACACACAAAUGGCGGAACAGGGCUUGGAAGGUAGCCAACCUGUGGAUCUUUCCAAGCAUCCGUCUGGAAUUGUGCCCACUCUUCAGAAUAUAGUAUCAACUGUCAACUUGGAUUGCAAGUUAGACCUGAAAGCCAUUGCAUUGCAAGCAAGAAAUGCUGAAUAUAAUCCCAAGCGUUUUGCUGCUGUCAUCAUGCGAAUCAGGGAUCCCAAGACAACUGCACUUAUAUUUGCUUCAGGGAAAAUGGUUUGUACAGGAGCAAAGAGUGAACAGCAGUCAAAAUUGGCUGCAAGGAAGUAUGCACGAAUCAUUCAAAAGCUUGGAUUUCCUGCAAAAUUUAAGGACUUCAAGAUACAGAAUAUUGUUGGUUCUUGUGAUGUGAAAUUUCCCAUCAGGCUUGAAGGUCUAGCUUAUUCUCAUGGAGCCUUUUCUAGUUAUGAACCAGAACUAUUUCCUGGUCUAAUAUAUCGUAUGAAGCAACCCAAGAUUGUCCUCCUCAUCUUUGUAUCAGGAAAAAUUGUGCUUACUGGAGCAAAGGUGAGAGAAGAAACAUAUACAGCAUUUGAAAAUAUAUACCCUGUUCUUACAGAGUUCAGGAAGAAUCAGCAGUGAUUUGUGCUUGAUGAAGCGUCAACCUGAUAGUGAAGAGCUUUUAACUGCUUGUACCCUGGCCAACAAGAUGGCUAUAAGAAUUGCAUUUCCUUGGACUCUAACGAGACAGUAUAGGAAUUGCCAUGACUGGGUUAGAGUUUUUUGUGUAAUGAUUCUGAAUAAUUGGGACGAUUAUGUGAAGUUUUUGUUUUUUAUGAUAUACUGUUACUUAGACAAUCUAUUUUAUGGUACUUUAAUUCAA